GCCACGCUUCUUCUUCUCCUCCUCCUUCCUCCUCCAGCUCUCCGUCGACCGGGAUGUGGCGUUCGGCCGCGCUGCUCCUCUCGGGAAUCUCGGCGUUGAUCCAAGUGUCUUCAGGCGGUCCUCACCAGAGAAACCUGCUCAAGAACCUGCUGAAGGACUACAACCGCAUGGAGCGCCCCGUGGGCAACGACUCGCACCCGCUGACCGUCACCUUCUCGCUCAGUUUGAUCCAGAUCAUGGACGUGGACGAGAAGAACCAGGUGCUGACCUCCAACAUGUGGCUGCGGAUGAGCUGGUUCGACCACUACCUCCAGUGGAACCAGAGCGAACACCCGGGCGUGAGAAACCUCCGCUUCACCACCGAGCAGAUCUGGACGCCCGACAUUCUGCUGUACAACAGUGCAGACGACGACUUCGACUCCACCUUCAAGACCAACGUCCUGGUCAACUCCAGCGGCUUUGCGGAAUACUUGCCCCCAGGCAUCUUCAUGAGCACGUGCAACGUGGACGUGCGCUGGUUCCCUUUCGACGUCCAGAAGUGCCUCCUGAAGUUCGGCUCGUGGACGCACGACGGCUGGCUGCUGGACCUCCAGAUGACCGACGCCGACGUCUCGGGCUACAUGCCCAACGGCGAGUGGGACCUCAUCGGCGUGCCCGGCGCCCGCAACGAGGUUUUCUACGACUGCUGCAAGGAGCCGUACCCGGACGUGACCUUCGUGGUGACCAUUCGGCGCCGGACGCUCUACUACGCCCUCAACCUGCUCAUCCCCUGCAUGCUCCUGUCCUCCAUGACGCUCCUCAUCUUCGUGCUGCCUGCAGACUCCGGAGAGAAGAUCUCAUUGGGGAUUACCGUCUUGCUGUCGCUGACUGUGUUCAUGUUGCUGGUGGCCGAGAUCAUGCCGGCUACGUCCGACUCGGUCCCACUUAUAGGUCAGUACUUUGCUAGUAUAAUGAUCAUCGUGGGAAUGUCCGUCAUCGCCACCGUGGUGGUCCUGCAGUACCACCACCAUGACCCCAACGGAGGGAACAUGCCUAAAUGGGUGAAGCUGGUCCUCCUCCAGUGGGUGGCGUGGUUCCUGCGGAUGAAGCGCCCCGGGGAGCCGGAGAAGCCCGGGAGGUCCCCCUGCGCCCCCCACCUGCGCCGCUGCUCCUCAGGCUCCCACAGCGGGAGCAUCCCCACCCACGGCGAUCCGGCCCUGCACCCCCUGCACCCGCAGAACCUGGCCCCCCUGCACCAAGCCCACCUCCACGCCAAGUCCAGCGCCAACAACAACGGGAACCUGCUCUACUUGCAGGGGAUGGAGGACCCGUCGUUGCUGUCCGACGCCACCCAGAGGUGCAACAACAUCCCCGCGGGGUCCCGCAGCCCGCCCCCGCCCCUGCCGCCCCACCUCUGCGGCUCCCCGCCAAACCUGGACGGCGCGGGCUGCCCCAGCGCGAUCUCCAGCGGCUUCGGAGCUGGCGGGGGCGCCGGCCCGACCCACGGGGACCCGCUGCUUCAGGCCAUCCUGGAGGAGGUGCGCUACGUGGCGGACCGAUUCCGCGAGCAGGACGAGGCGGAGCGCGUUGCCGACCAGUGGAAGUUCGCGGGCGCCGUCAUCGAUCGCCUGUGCCUGGUGGCGUUCAGCGUCUUCAACAUCAUCUGCACCAUAUCCAUCCUCAUGUCGGCGCCCAACUUCGCCGACGCAAUCUCGAAGGACUUUGUCUGAAAAGCCGCGCGGGGGAACGAAGCGGAUGAGGGGCAAUUAAGGUAUCCAGCCGGAAAAUGUGUGGAUUUCUUUGCCCGACACUGUCUGAACUUGGAGACAAAGCUUUCCGGGUUGUUAUGAAAGAUCAACACUCCGACAGAGGCGUGACGCCGUCUGUGUGAAAUGGAACUGCGAGAAACCAGGAUGAGGUUGUGAAAGGCCACAGCGGCAAGCCGUGCCUGCCUUAGCUGCUGAGUUCUGUGCAAAAAGUGGGUGAAAGCUGUUAAGGAUCACACACGGGGAUAUUUUCCACCUCUAAUCCUUCGGUCAGUUUUUUUUUUUUUUUGUAUAAACAGCUCUGACAUGGGAUGAGGGGACAAAAAAAGAAUUAGCUGUGCUCCGUGUAAAGCCUGCUACUCCUGCUGCACCACCUUUAUUCCUUCAGUCACUGUUCUCUAAAAACCAGCACCGACGUGGAAUGGGGGAAUGGAAAAAGAAACCUGACCUGCCUUUGCUGUGUUCCGUGUAAAAGCCGAUUCCCGGCUCUUUUGCAGAAUCUCUGUGUGAAAUGAGGUUAAGUCGACAGCGGUCGGACCGAAAUAUGUACGCUUUGCUCGGAUCUGUGUGAAAAAGCAAAAGGGGUAGAAAAGGCCCCGUUAAUUUACUUUGAUGACUCGGCUGCAACAACUUGGCAGGGUCUCUGCGUGAAAGAGGUUUCAAGCUCAUUAGACUGACACAGGUUAGUUCUGUGUGAAAGGCAAAAGCAGCUAAACCUCGGCCCGUUACAGCGCCAAUACGCCUAUUUUUCACAAUCUUUGUGGAAAAAUAAAAGCUCCGGUGAUAAGAAAAACUCCUUGGAGAACAAAGAGAAGGACAUGCAGAUUUUAUUUUUUUUGAAGAGCAGCGGAGAAAACACUUAACGAAGGUAGCGCUUCAACCCUCGACGUGUAACGACCGCCACAUUAAAAAGUCCCCCCGUCGUCUUUUGAGCGUGACUAAUCGGCUUUGAAAAGCCGACCCGGGACCUUUUACUUUUCCGAGGGCCGCAUUAGCCCCGCGGCUAAUAACGCCUCCCCAAAAUGGUUUCAAUGGUUGAUCGCAGACCAGCAGGAAAGGUCCCCGCAAUCAAUCGGCACCUUUUAUUCAAUGCGAGUCUUAAAACGCUCAUCAUUUCUAUACGACCACCAUUUGAUAUUUGAAUUGGCAAUUUAAUUUAGCAAAUGGUACAGUCCAAUGAUUCUGGAUCUUACUCUACGUGAAACAGGAAGUAGCUUCACUAGCUCCAGUCUUUCACGUUUUGUCAGGGGAAUUUGUGUCACAACGGAACAUACAAAAAAAUAAAAAUGUCCUCUUACAAGCCAGGUAGUAACCUCCUAGCUAAUAAAUGAACAAAAACACGACUUUUGUGAAACUUUCCGCAUUUGUUUUGAUGAAUUUUGCACCUUCCACGGCCCAAAAAAGAAAAAUCUGCCAAUGAGUUUUUUCGCAGGCCACAUUUUACUUACGGGUUCCCCUCGGAGGACCGUAAUGACCGUGAAACCAUAAAAAUCUUUAACCGCCUCAACAUAUUUACGUGUGAAAAUUUUGAACUCGUUUUGGAAUGACAAAUCUAGAGCAACGUACGCCGUGGCUGUGUAAAAGCCGCAAGUGCCCACAUUGAAACAAGAGAUAUUUACAAAGACGGUACAAAGAGAGUGUAACACUAACGCUAGCGCCGUGCUAACAGGGCCGGUUAAAAACAACAAAAAAAAAAAACAUACCAGUAAAAAAAAAAAAAAAAAAAAAAAAAAAAAAACCGGCAGUAACACGCUGGCGGAGCGUUAGCAGGGCCGGCCCGGUAAAAGUCACUCCCUCGACACAUAUAUUCCAGUGGUUUCACUCUUACCUUUCCCGCUUGAGUGCCCCCUUGCAGACGUUGGGGGGAAAAAAAAAAAAAAGCACAAAUUAGCCGCAUCGCCGCAUAAACCGCGGGGUUGAAACCGUGUGAAAAAAGUCAAGGCGUUUAGGCCGGAAAUUACGGUAUUGUUGAUUUUUUUGGACAAAAAUGCUUGUAAUAUCUCAACGUUAUCAUUUAUGAUAUGACAAUUUGAAAUUUUGGUACAGAUUUGAACAAAAAUCAUGGAAGUCGAAACAUAGAAUUUGCUUUCACGGGCCACAUAAAAUAUGGCCAUAUCUGGCCCCCGGGCAUUGAGUUUGACACCUGUGUCUUACAACUUCCUCUGCCAACCAGGAAGUAGCUUGCUAGCUAGCAAAACGGACGGCUAAACAAACUGAAAAUACCACACUGCUUGAUUCCUUAAACGUUUCCAUUUAUGUUCUAUAUAUUUUGCAUUGGGGGUUUAAUUCACGAAUGGUACAUUCCAAACUCUUCUGCUACAUUCAAGAGCUAACAAAAAAAAAUCAAAAAACGUUUUGACCUUAUCUAGCAUCUCUUGUGUUGGCUUUGUUUUUGCCCGGUGAUUUUGUCUUUUCAAGAGGCGGGGCCCAUCAAUGAGAUAUGAAAUGCAGCUAGGGCCUCAAUGGAACAUUCGGGAGAGGCGGCGGGGCUGGGAUCAAACC
Syngnathoides biaculeatus (alligator pipefish) is the source of this 4247-nucleotide messenger RNA. RefSeq names its product cholinergic receptor, nicotinic, alpha 11 (gene chrna11). The transcript has 10 exons. Gene Ontology annotation, cellular component: synapse; neuron projection; postsynaptic membrane. Gene Ontology annotation, biological process: signal transduction; nervous system process; chemical synaptic transmission. The record is from RefSeq and is a predicted model, not a curated record. Lineage: Eukaryota; Metazoa; Chordata; Actinopteri; Syngnathiformes; Syngnathidae. Gene Ontology annotation, molecular function: transmembrane signaling receptor activity; acetylcholine-gated monoatomic cation-selective channel activity. Bases 54 to 1709 code for a protein of 551 amino acids.